Messenger RNA from Dibothriocephalus latus, 819 nucleotides. Lineage: Eukaryota; Metazoa; Platyhelminthes; Cestoda; Diphyllobothriidea; Diphyllobothriidae. The record is from the annotation of a GenBank genome assembly.
AUGCUGCGAACAGACCUCAGAUCCAUCUCUCCUGACAACGUAUAUGAAGGGAUCCAAUUUCCGGUUCUGAAGCUCGUGGUUCUGAUUUACUGCAACCGAUAUCCCGACAAGGCAAUGACGGUGAAGUACGAAUCCUAUUUUCCGGGUGCUAAAGUACACUUUGGACUUCAAAAGCGUCGGAGAGACAUUGACCCGAAAGAUUGUGCAACCUAUUAUUUUCAAAAUAGUGUUGAAGUGCCCCUGAGAAUUGAGGAUCCCGAGGUCUAUGCAUGCCCCUCUGGGGUGAGUUUCAUGGGCUGCAGCGAAUUCUACAUCAGUGGUGACCGAAUUGUUCCACUCUCCCUGGAGGAAGUUGACCUACAAUUUAUCCUUGAACCUAUUCUCGAGAGUCGCGGUGUCUCCCUUGUAAGGAAUGCCAUUGAGGAAAUUAUACUGAAGGCUGAUGUACGCAUUUCCCGUCUCCGAUGCGAGGUAGCUGCCGAGGAGGUGCAUAAUGUGAUGAGGUUGAGACAGGGCUAUGGAAUGAUAGCCAUGCUGAAAUUCCUGCCUCUUCUGACAGCUCAAAAGGAUAUUCUUACUUCGCUAGACAUCGCGGCGGAGUUACUUGUUGGUUGCCUGCGAAUUCCAGAGGCAUUGAGGCAGAUAAAAAGCCUUCGUGGUCAGCUGGUCAAUGUGGUUGAGUUAAUUGCUAUCACAGAAGAAGACCAGGGUGGUGCACCCUUCUACAAACCAACGGUUCGAUCAGCUGAUCUUCGACCGCUUCUGGCCAUGUGUCCAUCACUUAAGUCUCUUGAAAUACGCUUUAACAUGUGGUGUUAA